Molecule: messenger RNA, 1071 nt
Organism: Colletotrichum siamense
Lineage: Eukaryota; Fungi; Ascomycota; Sordariomycetes; Glomerellales; Glomerellaceae
Exons: 3
Coding region: 1-1071 (356 amino acids)
Biological process (GO): negative regulation of transcription by RNA polymerase II; chromatin organization
Cellular component (GO): pericentric heterochromatin
Molecular function (GO): chromatin binding
Source: RefSeq, a predicted model, not a curated record
AUGCCUCGAGGCAGACCCCGCUCAAAGCUCUCUGAGCAAGAUUUCCCGUACGAAACGAUCAAGAAAAUUGUCGGCCAUACCAUCGACCCCGAGACUGCCCUCGUGACCCUCAUUGCACUCUCAAAAGGCAACCGGAUUGACGUGUCCGAAUGGGAUAUUCAAGAACAUCUUCCUGGGCUUCUCUACGAAUACUGGGCUGGCUUCAAGGGCCAGACACGUCAAGACGUCCUCAAAAUCGGCGAGCUUUACCACCCCUACAGACUUCUCAAACACCGUCGCGUUCGCGGACAGUGGCAAGUGCUGGUACAGUGGCUCGGCUACUCGGCCGAAGGCGAGGAUGUCUCGUGGGAGCCCGCGAACAAGAUUCGCGUCGACGCGCCAGACGUUUUGAUCGAUUAUUGCGGUUAUGUAGAUGAUGACAACGUCAAGGCUGCACUUCUCGGCCACUUGCGCAUGGAGGAGUCUGUGGCCGAGGCCCAGGAAGUGAAGCCCGCAGUUGAGGCGGUUGCGACACCUGCCAAGCUCAGUGCGAAGCGCAAGCGUGAGAGUCUCGCCGAGCAGUCCGAGGCCACGAGCGACAAACGUCGACGAUCUUCCAGAUACGAGUCGACGCCCGCCACGAAGACGCCCGCGACCAAAUCGUCCGCCACAAAGCGCAGACAAUCACAAACCCCGGCUGAGGCUGCCCAGGCAACCCCGAAAUCCACGCGGCGACAGUCCAAGAUACUUCCAAGCGACGAUGCCACUCUCAUCGCGUCUCCACAGCUUCCAACGCGCAGAAAGAGCACACGCGCGUCCUCUGUUGCACCUACCUCCACCCAGACCCAACGUCUCAGCCCGGCGGACAUCCCUCGGACGAUGCUGUGGUUCAUGGAUGACUUCACUGUCGGCGACAUGCAAAAGGUCUGCCGUUUUAUCGACGAGCACUGCACGGGAAAACUCCGUCUUCCGCUGUACAGUGGCGGUGACUGGGACGGAAAGGCUGCGAGCGGACGUUGGGAGGACGUGUUUAUGGUGAGCCCGUUGGGCCGCCUGGGCCGGUACGACAACGACGAAGAGAAGGAAGAAUAA